AUCUUGUUUCUGCCCCUCACUCGACUCAAAAAAAGUCACUUGUAAUACACUCAUGUCCAAAGAUAUCCUUGACCCUGCUGCUCUACUCUCUCUCUUUCCUACGUUACUUCCUCCUUCAACGAGAGUCCUUGCGUCGCCUCAGGAUGGUAUUGCUGCGCUCUUGCAUACGGUCCUGUCAGCCCUAUCCUUUCGACUUGUUGGCGUAGACGACUCCGCAACUUCAAGUCCCUACUCGAAUAACGUCCUUCCAGUUGAAUGGAAUAAACACAGUCCUGGAAAUUUCACAUUUCGCUACAAGCAUGAUCAGAGCAGCCUUGAGUUUCUGAUAAAACUAUCCAAGCUUGGAGUACGGAUGGUGAUCAAUGCUAUUGCGCUUGAGAGUGACAAAGCUGCAUCGCUUGAUAUCGCCAUCAAUGACUUUACAUCUGCAUCCUUCUUUCCUCAUGAUGUCGAUGCAUCCGAUGCGCCGCCUCUUGUGCACGGUUUUAUAUCUUCCAAUCGCGUGACCGAUUUAGUUUCUCAACUAAAGCUCAAAGUCAUCCAAGCGCUUGUUCCAGGGCUGAGAAAGGAGGGCUAUACUGAGGUGACUGUAAGCGAGACGGCGUCUUCCGCUCGGAACGAAGCUCCGCGGGCUGCACAACCCCCGCAGAUUCCUCGAUAUAACCCCGACGAAGAGUUUCCUCGCCGCUAUCCCUCGUCCCAGCUACCGCCGCGGAACCCCCUUGAAAUUGGUAGGAGGGACUUGGAUCCAUUCCCAGUGAAUCCUUUUAGUCCGCCUUCCUUAUUUUCUGGCGGAGACGAUGACGGGAUGUUCGUUGGCCCAAACCAUCCUAUUCUAGGCGUUGGAGGGCGAAGUGAAAGGGGGCAACGUGGGCCGUGGGGUGGAGACGGAUUUUUGCCGCCUAUGGGCGCUCCGCCUGGUGCUCGGUUUGACCCUGUGGGCCCGGGUAUUGGGCCCUUCCCUGGCAGAGCAGGCAGAGGUCUCCCCGGUCGCGGUAAUAUGUGGGGCCCUGACAAUGACGAAUUCCCGCCUCCUGGCUCGCGAAACGACAAUAUGUUCAGCUGAAGGGACUGGUGAUUUGUAAUACUAAAUUAAAGAUGUGAUGUGCUAUUAUUUGAGAACUGGUCGGUUGUUCUCAGUACCAGUUCAUUUGUGUAUUUUACUUGUUACAUUACCACAACAAUGCUGUUGCGGCCGGAACCGGGAGAGCUGUGCAGC
Messenger RNA from Guyanagaster necrorhizus, 1219 nucleotides. RefSeq lists its product as uncharacterized. Gene Ontology annotation, biological process: proteasome-mediated ubiquitin-dependent protein catabolic process. NCBI's taxonomy places the organism in Eukaryota, Fungi, Basidiomycota, Agaricomycetes, Agaricales, Physalacriaceae. The transcript is spliced from 4 exons. Gene Ontology annotation, molecular function: proteasome binding; endopeptidase inhibitor activity. The coding region runs from base 53 to 1066 and encodes 337 amino acids. The record is from RefSeq and is a predicted model, not a curated record.